Molecule: messenger RNA, 780 nt
Organism: Vigna radiata var. radiata (mung bean)
Lineage: Eukaryota; Viridiplantae; Streptophyta; Magnoliopsida; Fabales; Fabaceae
Exons: 3
Coding region: 1-780 (259 amino acids)
Molecular function (GO): chromatin binding
Source: RefSeq, a predicted model, not a curated record
AUGGUGAAUCGUCGACGCUUUAUUCGAGUUGCAGUGAGCGACGAUGAAGAUGAAGCAUCACGUCCACGACGAACGCGGAAAAGAUUGAGGCUUUUUGAGGAAGAGGAAGACGACGAUAAUGAUAACAAGAAUGAAGAACAACAACUGCAGAAAAAAGAAGAGGUACCAGAAUCGCCUCAGCCUGCGGAGGAUGCUACUCCUAUUGGUAAACCAAUUAGGUUUUCGGGAAAAGGAAAAGGCAAGAGAAGUCACUACGAGUCCUUCAUGUUCAAUGGCAUCGAAUAUACUCUUGAGGAUUCUGUUCUUCUCUUUCCCGAGGGAAAAGGCCAAAAGCCAUAUGCUGCAAUUAUUAAGGACAUUAAACAAGGAAGUAAUGGUAAUGUGAUAGUGACGGGACAAUGGUUUUAUCGUCCUGAAGAAGCUGAGAAAAAAGGUGGCGGGAACUGGAAAUUACACGAUACAAGGGAGUUAUUUUAUAGUUUCCAUCGUGAUGAUGUUCCUGCUGAGGCUAUCAUGCACAAGUGUGUGGUGCAUUUUGCUCCCAUACAUAAACAACUUCCAAAACGUAAGGAUCAUCCUGGGUUUAUUGUACAAAAGGUAUAUGACAGUGUGGGAAAAAAACUUUGGAGAUUGGGUGAUAAAGUUUAUGAGGAUACUAAGCAGCGAGAGAUUGAUGUGCUUAUUCAUAAGACUCUACAACGUAUUGGUGAACUACCUCGUAUUGAGUUUGUGGAAACCACUGAUGAUGCGCAUGACCAGAUGAAAAGUAAAAAAGUUUGA